UGUAGUGAAAUGUCAGGGUGACUUGGAGCCGGCACAAGCUGCUGCCACAGAAACUCGCAUGAUCCAUAAAUACCUUUAACAUAGACCCCAGGCACAGAAGAGCCGUCGCGUUACUGCUGCCGGCCGCUCUCCGGACACUUUCUCCGAAGAACGAGGGUAACACUCAGUGAUAACAUUGUCAGCGGGCCGGCACCAUGUCUGAGAGCAGAAGCCAGGAGCUUGAAGCAGGGGCGGGUACCAGCGGGGAGCUGGAUGACGACGAGCUCCUCGCCACCUUGUCUGCCGAAGAAUUAAAGCAACUGCAAAAUGAGAUGGAAGACCUGGACCCUGACCCACAGGUGCCCCUGGGCCACAGGCAGAAAGAUCACACGGGGAAAGCGCCCACUGGCUCCUUCGAUCACAGGUCCUUGAUUGAGUACUUGUUCUGGGAGAAGGAAUCGAACCGACUGCUGGAGGAAGAAAGGAUUCCGGUCACUCUGCUGGAGGGCGAGCAAAAUACAACGAAAAAUGCCGAUGAGACACAAGCUGGAAAACACUGUGAGGAGGGAAAGAAUGAAAGUGAGGCAGAACACAGUGAUGGAGGAGAAGAAAGAGAGGACAACCGUGAUGGAAAUAGCCCGCAGGUCCGGCAGGUGGCAGACGGCGAGCUGGAGAGCAAAGCGGUCCCUUGCAAAUCAGAGAAGGAGAAUGAGCUGGUGGAAACAAUGAAGGCACAGCAAAACAAAGAAAUGCCAGUGACUGAACCUGAUGCUGAACAUGAAAGUAAGAGCAGCAACACGGAGAAAGUCGAGGAGAAGGACCCGGAUCAGCCGCACGGCCAGCGGCUGACCGAAAACACCGAUUCUUUGUGCGACGAGGCAGAUGCAGGAUUCUCCAAGGACGGGGGCGAAGUAAAUAAUGGCGAAGGGGAGCCCAAGAAAGAACUCCCCGCACCACAAAAAGAAAGCAACGAGCCAAAGGGGAAAUUAAAGGCAGGAAAGAAGCUGGAAAUGGACAGUAGUUUCCUCAAACUUACCGCUAGGCCUUCAGGAAACCCAACGCUGUUGGACGAGUCGCUAGCAAAUAUCCGCAAGAACAAGCCAGAUGUUAAAGAGGUCAACCUGAAUAACGUAGAGAACAUCCCAAAAGAUAUGCUGAAAAGCUUUGUGGAAGCUUUAAAGAAGAACAAGCAUGUAACCUCUUUCAGCAUCACAAACACAGGUGCCGAUGAUAAUAUUGCCUUUGCCAUAGCCAAUAUGCUGAGAGAAAAUAAGAAAAUCAUUACCCUCAACAUUGAAUCCAACUACAUCUCAGGCAAAGGGAUUGUGGCUAUUAUGAGAUGCUUGCAAUAUAACGAGGUCCUCACCGAGUUAAGGUUUCACAACCAAAGGCAUAUGUUGGGUCAUCAUGCUGAGAUGGAAAUUGCCAGACUCCUCAAAGCCAACACAACGCUGCUGAAGUUGGGUUAUCACUUUGAGUUGCCGGGGCCCAGGAUGGUAGUCACCAACUUGCUGAGUCGCAAUCUGGAUCAGCAGCGGCAGAAGAGGCUGGAGCAGCAACGAAACCAAUCUGCACAGGAGCAAGAAGUCCUGGUGAACGCCUGUCAGAAAAUCUCCCCCGCAACACUGGCAAUGUUGGAUGCCUACAUGCCGAGUUUCUCCAACCUGUGUGAUGAAGAUCACUUCCUCCCGCCCGUCGCCUUUCACAGUCGCCCGCCAAGCACUGCUCCAAAUGUGCAACUUAGAAAAAGGCCCAAACAAACAAGUAAACAAAAAGUUAUUCAAGAUAGAACAGGUGGGAAUGAAACGCCAAACUUAAAGGCUAUGAUAAGGUCGCUAAAGCCAGUUCCCAGGACGCGACAGGCACCUGUGGUUGAACGUACCCCUCGAGAUAAGUUGCUAAAUGAUAUUCGUCAGAGCAACGUGGCCUAUUUAAAAUCUGUUCCUCUUCCAAAGCUGUUGGGUUAGUCGUGUUAAUGUGGAGUGUCAGUAAGCCAGAUAUUUGGCUAAAAUUUCAAAAUCGUGCAACAAUGGAGGAGGAGUGUCACAAUAAACCUUUGACAGAUUCCUACUGUUUGCAUAUCUGUGUGGGAACAAUUAAUAAGAACAGGUUGGAGGUGUUUAUGCAUAAAAGCCUAUUGUCUUAGAAAGUUAUUUAUUCACUUUAAUUUGUAUCUUGGAAUUGGGAAUGUAUUAUAAAAUUAUACAAUUAUCAGC
Molecule: messenger RNA, 2195 nt
Organism: Mobula hypostoma (lesser devil ray)
Lineage: Eukaryota; Metazoa; Chordata; Chondrichthyes; Myliobatiformes; Myliobatidae
Gene: lmod3
Product: leiomodin 3 (fetal)
Exons: 3
Coding region: 195-1946 (583 amino acids)
Biological process (GO): myofibril assembly; actin filament organization; muscle contraction
Cellular component (GO): cytoskeleton; myofibril; striated muscle thin filament
Molecular function (GO): tropomyosin binding
Source: RefSeq, a predicted model, not a curated record